AGACCGUGCCGGUGGCUAUGGGAUGCCAGCUGCUGCUGUCGUGGUAAAAGUGGACAGGCAGGCACGCAGGCAUGGCAUGGAGCUUGGCACGAAGAAAGACGAGCACGAGGAGGAGGAGAAUGCAGAAGAAGAGCCUCUGAGGCAAGAAAACGAACGAGAAAGGCGCCGCCGCCCCGCCCCGCCCCGCCCCAGUGGCAGCCCAGCGGCGAAGAAUGUCGAGCCUGUUCCGUUGAGGAACACGGUGGGCACGUCCCGUCCCGUCCCGUCCCCACGGAGAAAGCAGGAGCAGGAGCUGCAGUCGGGACUCGAUGUUGGUGUUGACAGCUGAACUGCCGUCACACGAAGAGAGCGACGUCGAGCCCGGGAAUUGCACAAUUGUCGUCAGCUUCGGGCAGCUGUUCCUUCAGGAUCGGGAUUGAUCGAGGGGCAGGGGCGGGGGCGGGGACAGGGACAGGGACAGGAGGGCCGGGGUCGUUGCGGGAGUAUGAGGAAUGCUGGCGGAGGGGGCAGUGGCAUUCACGAUCAAGAACGAGACGUCGAUGCGGAGAAAGAUGAGAAGGUGAAGAUCAACAGAUCGCCCAAGGUCCCCGUCCGACUUCCAGCGAUUGUCGUUGCGUCGAUUCUUACCCUUUUCACCAGCUCCCAGGGAGUUUUGACAACCCUGUCUCAAACUGACGGAGGUUACACAUAUGAUUAUGGCACUGUCCCUUUUCUCGCCGAAUUACUCAAGCUCGGUGUAAGUGCAACUCUGCUAUGGAGGGAAAUGAGGAGAGGCGGGCCGGUAAAACUCACCAAAGACUGGAGGAGUAUUCGUUUGUUCCCGAUCCCUUCUAUCAUCUAUGUUGUCCACAACAAUAUUCAGUUUGCAACACUCACUUAUGUCGAUACGUCCACUUACCAGAUUUUGGGGAAUUUGAAAAUCGUUACAACUGCCAUCCUUUUCAGGACCUUUCUGAAGAGAAAACUCUCGAAAUUGCAGUGGAUAGCAAUUGUACUUCUCACAUUAGGAACGACAACCAGUCAGUUGAAAGGAUGCGGAGCAAAAAGCUGUGAAGGACUUCUGGUAGCCCCUAUUCAAGGAUACCUAUUGGCUAUUCUAUCUGCUUGUCUCUCUGCUAUGGCAGGUGUCUACACAGAAUAUUUGAUGAAGAAAAAUGAUGAUUCUUUACACUGGCAAAACGUGCAGCUCUACUCGUUUGGAGUGCUCUUUAAUGGCAUGCGGCUUUCUGGAGGUGAUUUUAACGAGGGCUUCAGUAAUGGAGUUUGGUUUGCUCGUCUUUUCUCCGGCUAUAACUUCGUGACUUUGCUGGUGGUACUCAAUUUGGGCUGUACUGGUCUGUUGGUAUCGUGGAUCAUGAAGUUCGCCGACAACAUUGUGAAGGUCUAUGCUACGUCGAUGGCAAUGCUGCUAACCAUGGUGCUGUCAAUUAUUCUGUUCAACUUCGUCCCCACUCUUCAGCUCUUCAUCGGUAUAGCUAUAUGUGGCAUAUCGUUACAAAUAUAUUUUACGCCACCACAGCAAUUGGUAGAGCAGCCUACUAUACCAAGGUAGUAUGUGAGAGCACAGUGCAUUUUGGAAUGCAACUAGCAGCAGCUUGAUGGGGUCUUCCCAUCAUUUCUAUCUCCUUGUCCAUGGUUCUCGCUAGCAGCAGCUGAAAAAGAGAACGAAGAGGACCACAUGGCGGGAAUCGAUAUUCAAAGAGGGCUUUACUUUCGACAACGCUGCUCAGGCUGAAACUAGGCACUUUUACUCAGAAGGUUAGAGAUGGAGGAGCAGAGGAGCUCCAUCUCAUUUUUGGACAAGCACCAACAGCCUUCUGAAAUCAGAAGGCUGUUGUUACGAACUUUUGAGUCAGAGAGCCAAGAACAUUUUAUGAGAUGUUUUUGCAAUGACCUUAAAUUUGUUCGUCACAUCAGAGGAGCUCAAGUCCCAUUGGCGAAACAGCCAAAUUCGAUCUGUCCAAGAACAAACAAAAGCGAAGAAUCACCAACGCCAACUGGCUACAACUGAAGUCGGUGAACAGAGUCUUGCUGUCCGGACUGAAAACUUCCUCACAUUUAUGAGUCAAGUAUUGGUACCUUGGUCCAGCAACAGCAAUACGUUCUCUGUAAUCAGUGAACCACGGUACCCGGUUGAGAAUCUUAUACAAGGACACAAUAAUGCAACUACAUCUCAUAAUGCCAUUUUUCCAAAUUUUCCUAACAGGAGGCACAGCGCGGAAUACUGAUGCAAUAUCUGGUCCAGAACUUGUACGGAAAUAGGAUAUCCGGGAUAACCGAAGUGAAAAUUUUGGUGGCAGGGCAAGGAAUAAGACUGAGAAGUAAAAGACAUCUGCGGCACGAUGUCGAGUUAUGCCGCCUUGAAAAUUUGAAGUCGACUAGUUUGUUAAGACCAUCAUGUGCUAUGGAGGAAAGAAAUGCAAAACACGGCAGAGACAAAGAUGAUCUAGAGAGACGAAGUGAGAGUUACUUGGAGAGGAGAGAAAUGAUGACAAUGGUGCAACUGGAGGGAGAUCUUCUAACUUUGUCUUCUGAUGAAAUGUCAUUAGACAGAUAAAUAUGUAUUGAGAAGGGUGGGGUGUACAAACUGAGUUGAAAUGC
Molecule: messenger RNA, 2601 nt
Organism: Marchantia polymorpha subsp. ruderalis
Lineage: Eukaryota; Viridiplantae; Streptophyta; Marchantiopsida; Marchantiales; Marchantiaceae
Source: the annotation of a GenBank genome assembly